Pseudophryne corroboree (corroboree frog) is the source of this 2454-nucleotide messenger RNA. RefSeq names its product methylcrotonyl-CoA carboxylase subunit 1 (gene MCCC1). NCBI's taxonomy places the organism in Eukaryota, Metazoa, Chordata, Amphibia, Anura, Myobatrachidae. Gene Ontology annotation, molecular function: metal ion binding; methylcrotonoyl-CoA carboxylase activity; ATP binding. The transcript is spliced from 19 exons. The coding region runs from base 183 to 2330 and encodes 715 amino acids. The record is from RefSeq and is a predicted model, not a curated record. Gene Ontology annotation, cellular component: mitochondrion.
AAAAUUGUUUCAAUGUCACCAUAAUCACUGUACACAUGAAUAUGAUAGGUGAUUACAUAUAAUUAAUUGUAUCGUUACCGCACGCGCAGCACAGCGAUACAGCGGCUCAUUCCCUAGGGCACCGGGUUACUGCGGAGGGUGCGGUGCAGGAGUGUGACUCGGCUGUCAGUGAGACCAGCUACAUGGCGGCCACCUUGGUGUUUGUGAGGAGAAGAGGCUGCCCAGGCCUGUCGGCCGCACUGCAGCCACGGAAAUGGACGUGUGGCCACAUGUCAGUAAGAUAUGCGUCAGAAGCAGGAAGAAGUAAAAUUGAGAAGGUUCUAAUUGCAAACAGAGGAGAGAUUGCUUGCAGGGUGAUGCGCACAGCUAAGAAGAUGGGAGUGCAAUCAGUGGCUGUAUAUAGUGAAGCAGACAGGAAUUCUAUGCAUGUCUCACUGGCGGAUGAAGCGUAUCUUAUUGGUCCAGCUGCUUCUCAACUGAGUUAUCUAGCAAUGGACAAAAUAUUACAAGUAGCAAAAACAUCAGGUGCGCAGGCUGUUCAUCCAGGUUAUGGUUUCCUGUCAGAAAAUACAGAAUUUGCAGAACUGUGUAAGAAAGAGAGCAUCAUUUUUGUUGGACCUCCUUCCUCUGCUAUUAGAGAUAUGGGAAUAAAAAGCACAUCAAAGUCCAUUAUGUCUGCUGCCGGUGUUCCCAUCAUAGAGGGAUACCAUGGGGAAGACCAAUCUGACCAACACCUUAGAGAACAGGCUGGGGCUAUCGGGUAUCCUGUGAUGAUUAAAGCAGUUCGUGGGGGAGGCGGUAAGGGCAUGAGAAUUGCAAGGUCCGAAGAAGAGUUUGUGGAACAACUUGAGUCUGCUCGAAGAGAAGCAAUAAAAUCAUUUAAUGAUGAUGUCAUGUUAAUUGAAAAGUUUGUUGACAAUCCCAGACACGUAGAAGUGCAAGUGUUUGGUGACCAGCACGGAAAUGCAGUAUAUUUAUUUGAAAGAGACUGCAGUGUACAGAGAAGACACCAGAAAAUCAUUGAGGAAGCGCCUGGGCCUGGAAUUAGUCCUGAAGUGAGGAGAAAGCUCGGAGAAGCCGCUGUCAGAGCUGCAAAAGCCGUUAACUAUGUGGGUGCAGGAACUGUGGAAUUUAUAAUGGACUCAAAACACAAUUUUUACUUUAUGGAGAUGAACACACGCCUGCAGGUGGAGCAUCCAGUCACAGAGAUGGUCACCGGAACUGACCUAGUAGAGUGGCAGCUUCGGGUGGCAGCUGGGGAGAGGAUCCCUGUAACUCAGGAUGAAAUCACCCUGAAUGGGCAUGCGUUUGAAGCUAGAAUAUAUGCAGAAGAUCCUAAUAAUAACUUUAUGCCAGGAGCCGGGCCACUACUGCAUCUCUCUACUCCACCAGCAGAAAUAGACACACGCAUUGAAACUGGGGUCAGACAAGGUGAUGAGGUUUCUGUACAUUACGACCCCAUGAUUGCCAAGCUAGUGGUGUGGGCAAAGGAUCGCCAAGCAGCACUGACAAAGUUGAAGUAUUGCUUACGACAGUACAAUAUUGUCGGCCUAAGCACUAAUAUUGAUUUCCUCCUCAGUCUUUCGGGACACCCGGCAUUUGAAGCAGGGGAUGUACAUACUAAUUUUAUUCCUCAGCAUUAUAAUGAACUCUUUCCACCUAAGAAAGGAACCUCCAGUGAAAUGUUGUGCCAGGCUGCACUUGGUCUUAUUCUGAAGGAGCAAGUCUUAACUAACGAGUUCAAUCUAAAGUGGGAAGAUAGAUUCUCUCCAUUUGCUUCCAGUGGCAGCAGAAGACUAAAUAUAUUAUAUACCAGAAACCUCUCCUUGAUGGAUGGAGAAAAUAAAGUGGAUAUGAAAAUCAAUUACAAUCAUGACGGAUCAUUUGACAUAAAGAUUCAAGAUAGAGUGCUGAAAGUGUCAGGAGAGCUGGUGAAUGAGGGCGAUGUUACAUAUCUGAAAUGUUCUGUGGAUGGAACGCUUUGUAAAUCCAAACUCAUUAUCAUUGAUAACACCAUACAUCUAUUCUCAAUGGAUGGCAGUGUGCAGCUGAGUAUCCCCAUUCCCAAAUAUCUGUCAGAAGUUAGCGCAUCAGGAACACAAAGAGCGGCCGUAGCACCGAUGACUGGAACUAUAGAAAAGGUGUUUGUAAAAGUGGGUGAUAAAGUAGAAGCUGGAGAUCCUCUGAUGGUCAUGAUUGCUAUGAAAAUGGAGCACACGAUAAGAUCACCAAAAGCUGGCACCAUCAAAAAGGUUCACUUCAAAGAAGGUGUCCAAGCCAGCAGACAUGCUCCACUUGUUGAGUUUGAAGAAGAAGCCGAGUCAGAAUAAUUUCUAUGAAAUACCUGCUUCUUGUGUUAUUACAAGAAAUGAUCAUUAUAUUGUUCCUGUUACUUUAAACAUUCUAUACUGGUUUACAGACAACCAUGAAAUAAAAAUAUCCUUGAUUUGAAAA